CCUCCCACCCCCCUACCCCAAUCAUCCUUAAUAACAACUCGCUCCUCCUCAGCAUCUAUCUGCCUGAUCAGAGAAAGACUUUCCCCACAGUACCUUUGGAGGCAACAACAUUGCAGGCAGCAAAAUUAGAUUUGAGUCCCCUCAGGAGUUGAUAUUCAGUAAAUUCCAAGAGGCAGCAGGUUUAUACUGCAUCUGUAAAUCGGCCUGAGUGGAAGUGAGUGCACAACUGGAAAAGGUUAUCCACUUAACCAAUAACUACUGCCAAGAUGUGGAAAAGAGAGAAGAACUCCAGCCAAUCUUCCAACAGACCAUGUUUCUCCCUCGUUCACCAAUAUAUUCAACGUUUUAAUGAGGUGUCGGGAAACAAGACAGCUGCUAUACGCAGAAGAUCGAAGACUCCCGGAGUGAUGAUCACCCAGUACUCUGCCAGCCUGCCAGAGGGAAAAAGCACUCCAGACUUUCAAUGCAAACCAGUUCCAGUAACCAUCCCAGAAGGAAAAUUGGCUGUCUUCAGGGCUGUGGUGACCGGGGACCCAAAACCAGAUGUGUCAUGGAGACGUGCCAAGGGAACCAUCACAGACAAGGAGAAAUUUCAAAGAAAAUAUGAUGAAUCCACUGGAGAGCAUAUAUUAGAGAUUUACAAAGUGACUGCAACAGAGAGUGAUACCUACAAAUGCUCUGCUGUAAAUGAGUAUGGAAAAGCUGUGUGCACCACAACACUGAGUGUUAUUGAUGAGACAACAACACCUGCAGAUUUCAGAAAACUGCUGAAAAAAAGUAAGGAAGAAAGAGCAGGUGGAGAAAAUGAUGAGAAGUUCUGGGACGCCUUGUUAAAUGCUGAACGAAAAGACUAUGAGCGGAUCUGCAAAGAAAACGGCAUCACAGACUUACACUUGAUUCUCAAGAAGCUUGAAGAGAAAAAGAAGCAAAGAGGACAAAUUAAGCAUAGGGACAGUGUGAUCCUUGAUGAGGAUGAUGAUGAUGAUGAAGCAAGGAAAUAUGGAAAUAAGAGUCUGAGAAGAACACAGGAUCUCAGAAGUAAUGGUCCUCAGCAGAAUGAGUCUGGGCUGUACCCUAGUCUUCCUGCCGUUGCUCAGAUCAACAUCAGUAACCAAAAGCUGAACCAAGCAGGCACCGAAGAGGACCUGCUCCUCAUGGAGUUUAAACUUUCCAAUGUGGACUUUGUUAUCAAAAUUCAAGAGAUAAACGUUGAAGAAGCAGACAAUGCCCUCUUCGAGUGUGUUCUGACACACCCGCUACCUCAAAUCACAUGGAUGAGAAAAGGCCUGAUCCUGGAGGAUGGAGAAAAAUACAGCAUUACUGUGUCAGAACACAAGUUAAUUCACAGGCUGAUGAUCAAGGACUGCAACAAGACAGACAAAGGCAUCUACUCUGCUGUGGCUGGGAUUACGUCCUGCAGUGCCUGGCUGGUAGUGGAAGAUCAUAAGUCUGGUGGCAAGAAAACUAUCCACAAGACCACAUUGGCUGGUGGUAUCCAGACGGACCUGGAAAUCGUGGCAAAAGAACAAGAACUUAAAAACCAGGAGGAAAUGGAAAAGAUUUUAGAGGCUAUAAAAGUAAAACAAGCAGCUGAAAAAGUCAGAAAUGGAAAGACACUGACGAUAAAUGGGGAAUAUUGCAAUGGAACUGACCAACAUUUGAGAACGGAGGACAAAAGCUCAGAAGAAGACAUCAGAGUUGGAGCAUUAGAGUAUCAGUGGUCUGCAAAGGAAGGAGCAGAGCAAGAAGAAAUGAAAGAGCUUCUCCAAGAUGCACAAUUCAGAGACCCAUUAAAGGUGAAUGAAGGUUUGUCUGGAUAUGUGAAAAUUUCCCAAGGAAAAGAGUUCAGUGAUGAAUGUAUUGAUGUAGAUGAAUAUCAAUCGCCAGCAAUGAGCCAACAUGAAAUAAACCAAAUCGGUGUAAUCAAAAACUGCAACAAAUCUGCAAGAAGUCUAAAGGAAUCAAAGAGAGUUCAAUGGAAAGAGCCUGCCUCAGUCCCAGAUACAGAUCCAAAGGAACAAGCAAGUGAUGAAGUAUUGAGUGAUGUUGAUGAAAAUAAGGAUACCUUUGACAGUGAGGACCAUAAUUAUUCACAGCAAAAUGGAAAUGCAAAAGACAUGCCCAAUGGUCAAAUUGCAAUGUCCGAAGCCCAUGGCACCCCUGAGGACACUGAAGGUGUCAGCUGUGGUUCUACACGAGUUAGACGCAAAAAACAAAGCCCGCUGACCCAGGACUUGGUCACUGAUCCAGGAGUUCAUUUCAUCUGGGGUUUAUCUGACGUGGACGCGAUCAUACAUGAGACAGCUGAGUUAACAUGUAAGCUCAGCAGUGAUGACUAUGAGGGAGCCUGGUUCAGAGACGGCAAAAAGAUAUCCUCAGAUGAUAUUUUUUUUAUUACUAAAGAUGGACCAAUCCAUAAAUUAGUCAUAAUAAAUUGUGCUGAGGAUCACUCUGGGAAAUAUCGUUUUGAGGCAGACGGUCGGAAAACAGAGGCAAUGGUCAACGUCAAAGAUCCCCCUAGAUUUAACCCCGAGGACCUUUGUGCUUUCACUGAGCCCUUGGCUAUCAAAGUGGGACACAAUGCCAUCUUUAAGGUGCAGUUUGUUGGACACCAGCCCAUAAAGAUCCAGUGGUUCAGAGAUGGUGAUGAGCUCCAGGAUGACAGCAGCGCAAAAAUCGAAAACUCUGCUGGUCACAGCCGCUUGCUUCUGAGCAGAUGUCAGAGGAAAGACAUGGGGGAGAUCAAGAUCAAGCUCAAGAAUGAGCACGGCUUUACCGAGGCCCUUUCAAAGCUCCUUGUGCUUGACAAACCGUCACCUCCACAGGGCCCUGCAGAGGUGACCGAGAGUUCAGCUUCAUGCAUUGAAUUUAAGUGGCGACCCCCAAAGGAUGACGGCGGCUCACCUGUGAUUAGCUACAUGCUGGAACGUCAGCAAGUGGGGCGAAACACCUGGAAAAAAAUAGGGGAAAUGAAAGGUGGGCCCGCAUACCGUGAUACAGACGUAGACCGGGGAAGGAGAUACUGUUAUAGAAUCCGGGCCGUAACCGCAGAGGGAAUAAGUGAAGCAAUGGAGACUGACGAUAUGCAAGCUGGAACAUUUGCUCUUCCGGGGCCUCCAACACCUCCACAAGUACUCAGUGCUUUCCACGACUGCAUCAACCUUUCAUGGUCUCCACCAAGUAACACCGGAGGUUCGCGUAUCCUUGGCUAUGUGUUGGAAAAACGCAAGAAGGGGAGUAAUCUCUGGUCUGUUGUCAAUGCAGCUGAUGAGCUGAUAAAAGGGAGGAAAUAUGCAGUGAGAGAUGUAGUGGAAGGUAUAGAAUAUGAGUUCAGAGUGUCUGCCGUGAACCUCUCAGGAGCUGGUGAAUCCAGCAACCCCUCAGAGUUUGCCUUCGCGCGCGAUCCAAAAAAGCCUCCCGGUAAAGUUACGAGCUUGAAGGUGACAGAAACUUCCUACACCAACAUGGUUCUGACUUGGACCAAACCUGAGGAGAAACCAGGGAUUCAGGAUGAAGCGAAGGGAUAUUUUGUUGAGAUUCGGCAGGCAGAUUCUUUGGAGUGGUCCCGCUGCAACACCACCCCCUGCAUUGUGACGUCCUUCAACGUGAGAGGCCUCAGGUCCAUGGAGAUGUACUGGAUCAGGGUGAUCACAGCUAAUGAUGGUGGAGAAGGUCCUCCGGAGGAGCUUCCCAAUUAUGUCCUUGCCAUGCCUUCACCUGUUAGGCCAAAGUUCACCAAGAGGAUGAAGAAUUUCAUGGUGGUGAAGGCUGGAAACUCAGUCCGGAUCACUGUAAACUUUGAGGCCUCGCCUCGGCCAGAGAUUGUGUGGCUUAAGGACAACGUGCUCGUGAGCAAGCGUGUGACAGUCAGUAACUCUGACUGUUCAUCUCAGCUGCUGAUCCCCAUCUCGGAACGCUCAGACUCGGGUGUUUACUCCAUACUUGUCAAAAACCUUGUCGGUCAGGAAACAUCCAGUACAGAAAUCAGAGUAACAGAUGAUCCGAAGCCUCCUGGACUUGUAGAACUGGAAGAAAACGUUCCUGGCACAGUAACUGUGAUGUGGGAACCUUCUCCGGACGAGAAGCGUGAUGACCGCCUCCACUACACAGUGUCCAAACUGGACUCUUCCAAGCGCACUUGGACCCCAGUGGCUGACAGGCUGUUUAAUAACAGGUUCACAGUCUGCAACAUCGUACAUGGAAGAGAAUAUCAUUUUCGUGUGUUUGCCAAAAACGAUAUGGGCAUCUCAGAACCUUCAGAGUCACCAACUUGGGGGACGGAGAAAAAAAAAGAAAAACUGGUGGUGAGCGAAACGGCAAGUAAGGACUGUGAUCUGCGAUGUGCUCCAACCUUCAUCGUGCCUUUGAAGCUUCACACUGCCACCAGAGGUUAUGAAUGCUACAUGAGCUGCGCUGUGAAGGGUAACCCCUCGCCUCACAUCACCUGGUACCGGAACCACGUCAGUCUAAACACCGACACCAACUAUUACAUCUCCAACACCUGCGGAGUUUGCUCGCUGGCCAUCCUGAGCGUGGGCCCCAAAGACGUGGGAGAGUACACGGUCAUCGCAGAGAACAGCUUGGGGCGAGCCGAAUGCUCCACGCUCCUCAGUGUCAGAGGCUGAACAAACUAAGGACAUCUGUCAUCAGGUGAAUGCAGAUUUCUGUGCAUUGUUGGGAUAAAAAUAAAUAGAUAAAUAAAUGUGCUUAUUAUAUGUAUUAAUGUUAUAUUUUUUUCAACAUAUAUUAGAACAUGUGAUUCUUCUGUAUAUUUUUUUUAUGAAUACCAGUAACCACAGUUUAUUAAAAGUUUAACAAAUCCACAUUUGAUAGACAAUGUAAGUUAAUUUACUAACUUAUUUUUGGUGGUAGUAAUUCUAUACUUCAUCUUCUGUCUCUUAAUCUACUUUUAUUUUAACAGUAUGGACAUAUUCAUGUGUUCUUAAAGCAUACAACAAAUAAAAAAUAAUGACAAUUUAAACCCUAAAGGUUUUGAAUUUGCAUGAGCACCAUUGCUUUUUAAAAAGAUAUUAUUUCCCCACUGUCAUUUUCUUUGUUUGAGUUUGUUCAUGCUUCUUGUAUCUUUUUGAAUGGCAUGUCAUCAAAGAUGACCAUAUUAAACUGUUCGUAAUGAACCAU
Molecule: messenger RNA, 5139 nt
Organism: Oryzias latipes (Japanese medaka)
Lineage: Eukaryota; Metazoa; Chordata; Actinopteri; Beloniformes; Adrianichthyidae
Product: immunoglobulin-like and fibronectin type III domain-containing protein 1
Biological process (GO): sarcomere organization
Cellular component (GO): M band
Molecular function (GO): protein binding
Source: RefSeq, a predicted model, not a curated record